Setaria italica (foxtail millet) is the source of this 576-nucleotide messenger RNA. Its product is annotated as mucin-1-like. The transcript has a single exon. NCBI's taxonomy places the organism in Eukaryota, Viridiplantae, Streptophyta, Magnoliopsida, Poales, Poaceae. The record is from RefSeq and is a predicted model, not a curated record. Bases 1 to 576 code for a protein of 191 amino acids.
AUGAGCCCCUUGCUCUCCUCAUCCGUGCGCGGGGGGGCACCGCCCACCCCACGCCGCGGCGGCUCGGGGGCCUCCUUCCCCUUGUCGACGGGCACUCCAUCCCCAACAUCCACCUCUCGGACUGUGCAGGCACCAUCGGAGGAAUCCUCGCCCCAAGCACCCACUCCCAAGGCAGCGGCCCACCUCUCACUGGAGGGCACUCCGCCCCCAGCGCCCACACACCUCUCGUCGGUGACCAACACGCCGCCGGUGAACGCCUCCCCCUCGUCGACACACUCCUCAACGCCCACCGCUCUUCCUAUCCCCAUCCCCCUCCCGGUACCAAAGGUUGAAGGACGCUCCCCACCGCUUUCCCCAACGGCGCGUCCGUUCUUCCCGGGGGAGUCCUCUGUUGGCCACCCCAAGGUGGUGCGCUGGCAGGACUUCAGCGACGACGAGGAAUGCAUCGACUACGAGCUCUUGGCCUCGGCCUCGCCGUCCCCGCGGACCGCCAGCUACCGCGACGUGCUCUACCGCCCUGCCCCUUCCUCGUUGGUGGUGGCAACCAACCCAUCUGCAGGGCCACCUGCUGGGUAG